AAGUCUCAGUCAUUUACAGAUGCUAUCCAGUCCAGCCUGCUCCUGGAUGGAGAGUCCGUGUACAGCUUGGUGGUUAACCCUUUUCUCCUCCUGCUGGCCAGGGUAAUCCUCACCAAGUGCUCUGCCAAGAUGGACAGCCUCCAGCUGAUGCCCUGGUGGACGCUCCGCUACAUCAACCUGCACCAGCAGAUCCUGGAGGCCCGUUCUCCUCAGCUUCUUGAUUUGGCCCACAGCUGCAUGGACAAAGUGCUGAGAUGCCAGCCUGUAUUGUCAGAGCAGAGGAACCUGGCUAUCCAGUUCCACCUGGAGUGUGCCUACACCAGUCUGACCUACUAUGAGUACCAGCCAGCCAAGAACCAUAUCAAAAAGGCCCAGGAGCUCUCUGGGCUCAGCAUCAACAUGACUGGUGCUCUUGGCAAGCGCACUCGUUUCCAGCAGACGUUCUUGGCUCAGCUCAUCCUUGAGGUCAAAAGAGAGCAGGAGGAUCAGAGGGUCGAUGAGGCCAGUCCCACCCCAUCACCRCAGACCAGCCUACCUAAAGAUUACCAUCUGGGUGAUGACACAGUGUUGGAUCAGAUCAAUUUAGCCGAGCCGGAUCAGUACCAGCUGCCUGACCUGAGUGCUGAGGAGCAGGCCCUUAUCCUGGGCAUCUGCACUGACUUUCAGAAGAACAACCCAGUUCACAAACUAACAGAAGAGGAAUUAUUGGCCUUCACAUCUUGUAUUCUGUCUCAGCCAAAGUUCUGGGCCGUGGAGGUCACAGCGCUUUGCCUCAGGACCAAACUGGAAAAGGGAAGAUCUCGGUGCGUGGAGAGAGCCAUGAUGCAAACCCAGGCGAUAGUGGACCACUUUGAAGACAAAAGCUGUCCUGUGACAGAGCGCCUCAAAGUCUUCUACUGCUGCCAAGUCCCACCCAGAUGGGCCAUUCAGAAACAGCUGGCCAGCCUGCUCAUAGACCUUGGCUGCACCAGUUCAGCUCUGCUGCUUUAUGAAAAGCUGCAGCUCUGGGAGGAUGCAGUUAUCUGCUACGAGAGACUCGGCCAACAUGGAAAGGCUGAGGAGAUCGUGCGCAGAGAGCUGGAGAAGAAGGAGACRCCGAGUCUCUACUGUUUACUCGGGGACAUCUUGAACAAUCAUCAGCACUACGACAGGGCGUGGGAGCUGUCGGGCCAACGAAGUGCCAGAGCCAUGCGCUCCAAAGCCCUGCUGCACCUCCGCAGCAAGGAGUUCCAGCAGUGUGUCGACUGUUUCGAGAAGUCGCUGAAAAUCAACACCAUGCAGCUUGGUGUGUGGUUUUCCCUCGGAUGCGCCUACUUUGCUCUGGAGGGCUAUGAGGGAGCUGCCAAGGCUUUCCAGAGGUGUGUGGGACUCGAGCCAGACAAUGCUGAGGCGUGGAACAACCUCUCUACAGCUUACAUUCGCCUCCAGAUGAAAAACAAAGCGUUCCGGACGCUGCAGGAGGCUCUGAAGUGUAACUAUGAACACUGGCAGAUCUGGGAGAACUUCCUGGUUGUCGGCACCGACGUCGGAGACUUUGGUGAAGCCAUCAAGGCGUACCACCGUCUCAUGGAUCUGAGGGAAAACUACAAAGACAUCCAGAUUCUGCAGAUUCUGGUCAGGGCCGUGGUGGAGAACUUGACCGACAGCCAGGGCGUUCUGGCGGGAGUCUUGGCGCCCAAACUGAAGGAGCUUUUUGGUCGAGUCAGUUCACGGCACAGCAGCGACGCUGAGAUUUGGAGGCAGUACGCCCAGCUGUAUGGUGGAGGCCUCGGAGCCGACCCAGGGGACAACGAAAAGGCUCUGGGGUUCCUCUCCAAAGCUCAUCGCUGUGAGGUUCAAACAGGCGGCUGGGAGAAAGACCCUUUCCUGUUCAAGGAGGUGAUCCAAAGAGCCAUCCACCUGGGAGAAGUGACAAUUAGCUGCAGCGAGAGAAAGAGUCAUCCAUCAGAAGCUCUUCAGAUGCUGUCCUCCGCCCGCCUCAGCCUCAGGAGUCUGACCACUAAAGCUAAGCAAAUGCACACAGAUGURGCCACAGGUCAGGUCCAUGCUGAGCUGCAGGAUGGCGUCGCUGCUCUGGAGCGGCUCAUCGCCGAGCUGCAGGAGCUGAGCGGGAAGCUGCGCAACCAAUCCCAGUGACCCCACCCAGAAACCCCUGUUCUCACUUACAUGUUGACUCUCCAUCAGUCCUAAGCAUAUCUGUAAUCAUGAAGUUUUUUAUAUUUACAAUAAAAUAUCAACAAUAACUGUAAAACAUCAAGAAGUAAAAUAUCUUAACAGUUAAA
Messenger RNA from Austrofundulus limnaeus, 2282 nucleotides. Its product is annotated as tetratricopeptide repeat protein 27. Gene Ontology annotation, molecular function: protein binding. The record is from RefSeq and is a predicted model, not a curated record. Lineage: Eukaryota; Metazoa; Chordata; Actinopteri; Cyprinodontiformes; Rivulidae.